Lycium ferocissimum is the source of this 1851-nucleotide messenger RNA. Its product is annotated as protein TPX2-like. Gene Ontology annotation, biological process: mitotic spindle assembly; activation of protein kinase activity; regulation of mitotic spindle organization. The record is from RefSeq and is a predicted model, not a curated record. Gene Ontology annotation, cellular component: nuclear microtubule; mitotic spindle. NCBI's taxonomy places the organism in Eukaryota, Viridiplantae, Streptophyta, Magnoliopsida, Solanales, Solanaceae. The transcript is spliced from 15 exons. Bases 11 to 1333 code for a protein of 440 amino acids. Gene Ontology annotation, molecular function: microtubule binding; protein kinase activator activity.
UAGAAACAGAAUGGACGAGGAAUUCAUUGUAGAAUGUAUGGAAAUAGACUGGGAAUAUGAGUUUGACGCUGCUCGGUUUUAUGAUUUCUGCCGAGCGGAGUCAACUUCCGAGGCUGAAGAUGCCCAGCGCUGGUUUCAAACCUCUGGCAAUUAUCCGCCUUCUCCUCUCAUUAUAAAGUUAAACCUGGGGAAAGAGAUUACAGCAGGAAACUCAAAUGGUUGCUCAAGGUUACAAGAUGGGAAAACGGCAAAAUCAAAAGGCAACAACUCAUACGUUCCUGUUGGUUCUGAAGUUUCGCCCUCCAAAUUGAAAACUAAAGGAACAAUAUCUAAAGGUCAAACUACUUAUGAAAUUUCUAAGACAAAGCCAGAGCCAAGAUCUUCAAAUGCAAGAGGUUCAACUUUAAUGAAGCCCACGGCUAGUCAUUUGGCUAAACAGAAGUCGCAGAAAACAUCUGACAAGACUGAUGUGACAAGCUCACAGAAUUCUUUGGCAUUCGAAAAUAUUGCUACCAAAAGGCAAAAGCUAGAGAUUGGUUAUCUACUUAAGAUUGCUCACUUGAAGCAUCAACGUCUACUAUCUCACAAGAUAUCCAAAAAGGAUACCUCAUCCAUCUAUAACUCGGCACAUCCCAAAUCUAAAGUUACUGUUCCAAGAGAACCUGAACUAGAAACUCUGCAGAGGGCACAAAGGCGAAUUUUCAGGUACAACAAGGACUCAAAGUCAAGUGAAAUCACAAAAGCCAAAACCCAAAUGCUUAAAGCACAGCCCUUGAACAGAAAUAUCCUCAAGGCUGCUACAUUACCUCCUCUCAGAAAUAGUAGAGCACCAUGGCCUGAGUUUCAUCAGUUAUCAAACUUUCCAAAUGCCAAUUGCGCCGCACAAAACACUUUAGUGGACUUCAAAAGACCAAACACUCAAAAUGCUGUGAAGCAGGGAAAAUCUGUAACAUCGCUCAAAUCAAGAUCUCAUAAAUGUAACAAGAUAUUUCCAAGUAGGGAAGAUCAUGUCAUAGGUGACGACGUUGGACAAGAAAGUACAAACUCAAUGGUAACACAUGAUUUCAUUGAAUCCAAAUCCAUAUUUGAUCAGAAACUUUCAGUGCAUCCGCCAAUUGAACUGCUCAAUAAGUUAUCCCUCAGAUCUGAAAAGGAAACAAGUGAAGUGGCUAAGACAAAAAAGAACCCCUCAGCAAAGGAGUCAAAGGAGAAUGCUCCAAAUUGUUUGCAGAUUAAAUUUCGGAAAUGUGUUGGAAAGCCAAAUCAGUGUGCGGCAGAGAGGGGCACCAGGAUUGGGCACCACUCCAACACGAACAGGUAUCAUAUUGCUUGAGUUUCAUAUAUAGGAAAACAGAAAGUCCAAAGGCGGAUCGAGGAUUUAAAUUCUAGGGGUUCAACAUCUUAAAUUUUUAGCACUAAACCAUUAUAUUUUUAAAGUUAUGGGUUCAUAUCUACUAUUUAUUGUAAUUUUAGUAAAUUCUUACACAUAAAUUUAUGCCUCGCAUCGAAAGUUUGGGGUUCAAUUGAACCCAAGUUAUAAUGCUCCAUCCGCCUCUGAGAAAGUCCACAGAAGAACUUUUAAUCAAGAUAAACCUUUUAAGCUAGAGCUUCUUUUGUUUACUUUUAGAGUUUUAUAAAGGGAUACUUAACCAUAUCGCUGCAUUCUUUGAGACCUUGUGCGACCAUAGUCUUAAAGUUAUGGACUUGGAGAGCAAAACUAUUGUUUUACCUCAUUUAAAAUUCCCUUUUGGUUAGUCAGUAGACUCAGUACUAUCAUAUCUCUUGUUUUAUCAAAUGAUAUUCUACAAUAAUAACUUGCCGUCCUUGAUCCUUUAAACCCAUCUCGGCAGC